CUCGUGCCUGCUUGAAGAUGAACCUCGUGGACGAAGACAUGCUGCUGUUCCCUUCCUUCUCCUUCCCGGAUCAGAGUUCCCCGGCCGACGCCGCCACACCAUGCUCCGGUGGUGAGCAGAAGAAGGCCGGCCGGCAGCGGCGGAGGCGGAAGGCGAGGCAGUCGGCGUCGGCAGGCGAUGGCGACGACGCGGCGGCGAAGAAGCGGAAGCUGAGCGACGAGCAGGCGCAGUUCCUGGAGAUGAGCUUCAGGAAGGAACGGAAGCUGGAGACGCCGCGCAAGCUGAAGCUCGCCGCCGAGCUUGGCCUCGACACCAAGCAGGUGGCCGUGUGGUUCCAGAACCGUCGCGCCCGCUACAAGAGCAAGCUCAUCGAGGAGGAGUUCUCCAAGCUGCGCGCCGCCCACGACUCCGUCGUCGUCCACAACUGCCACCUCGAGGCCGAGCUGUUGAGGCUCCAGGCGAGGCUAGCGGAGGCGGAGGAGGAGAAGAGCAAGUUCAUGGCUGCGGCGGCGACAAGUGGGUGCGGCGGCGGUGUGAACAGCCCGAGCUCGUCGUCGUUCUCGACGGUGACGCACACCCCGGCGGCGAUGGUUGGGCAGUUCGGGAUGGAGGAGGUGGAGGCCGACCUGACAUACAUGAGCGAGUACGACUACAACAACUACAUGAUGGACUUGGCGGCGGGCGGCUACUUCGGAGGAGUCUACGACCAAUUCUGCAGCUGAUUUAACUUGGGUGGAGGGAUAGCACGCCAACAGUUCGAGUAGUUUCAUUACUAUGAUGAUCAAUGUUAAUUAAUUAAUCAACGGUAAAUUGCAGGGUAAUUACGUAUGCAAGUAGCAGUAGUACUAGCAACUCAGAAUUCAGACGUAGUAUUGGUGGUAGCAGAGAAUUCACAAGUAGUAUUGGUG
This is a messenger RNA of Lolium rigidum, 908 nucleotides long. RefSeq names its product homeobox-leucine zipper protein HOX12-like. The record is from RefSeq and is a predicted model, not a curated record. The coding region runs from base 18 to 722 and encodes 234 amino acids. The transcript has 3 exons. NCBI's taxonomy places the organism in Eukaryota, Viridiplantae, Streptophyta, Magnoliopsida, Poales, Poaceae. Gene Ontology annotation, cellular component: nucleus. Gene Ontology annotation, molecular function: sequence-specific DNA binding; DNA-binding transcription factor activity, RNA polymerase II-specific. Gene Ontology annotation, biological process: positive regulation of DNA-templated transcription.